Molecule: messenger RNA, 10675 nt
Organism: Spirodela intermedia
Lineage: Eukaryota; Viridiplantae; Streptophyta; Magnoliopsida; Alismatales; Araceae
Source: the annotation of a GenBank genome assembly
AUGCGGGGACGAAGAGCAGUCUCCACCUCGAGGCUCCUGCAGAGAUGGUGGUGCUGCCGUCCCCCGAUGGCCCCCUCCAACAGUUCCUCCUUCCUCAGAGGAUCCGCCAAACAAGCAUCGGGGCCCUCGCGGGCUGCAGGUAGGUGGAAUAUAGAGUGAAUAUGUGUGGACGGAUUCCUGUAUUUGUGAAUCUCGUUGGCAGAUCGAUUGAAAUUGUCCAAAUGUUGUCUUUCUUGUUUACGGAGUUAAUAGCGCGCUGGUUAGUGACCUGAAAAGAGUAGUAAACUACAACCGUUGAUUAAUGCCAAAUUAGGAGAGUAUCAUUACAAAGGGCCAGAAAUUUGCGUGCGAGAUGACAAGUAGUCUAAACAUUAAGUCUCGACUCUAUGCAAUCUUUAGUUCACAAAAUAUAGCCUUGAUCUACGAAAAUGUUGAUGAUACACUGGACUGGUGUUGAUGGUCGAGAUGUUCAGGAAUAUCGAAAAUGUCAAUGAAAAAAAUUAAAAAGGAUGUUUGUUGCAGAUAAGUUAUAAACUAGCAAAGAAUGCUACCGUAGAUGAAGAAAAAAAAUCAAAAUGUGGGCUCAAUAAUUUCAACACUGAUCUUCCUGCAAUUAAUUUUCUCGUUUUAAAUAAUUAAGGAAGUCGAAAAGAGAAGAGGUUUUAUGCAGAGCUAUCUUCAUUUUAUAGUUUCAUGCUAGUGUCAACGAGGCCUUAUUUCUCGGGUUCAGAGAGAUGGUUUGGACAAAGAACAUGUGAGAAGAGGCAAUACGAACACAGAUUAAAAUCUUAGAGUUUGUCCUUGAAAGAAACUCUGGCGGGAAAUAUUGGGAAAACAAAAAUUUAUGAACGAGAAGUUACAACAUAGGUCCAUAUCCCUUAGAGUAUAUUUUAUUCAUCUCGUAUGAUUUUUGACAUUUAUUGAUUCAUUUUUUUAUGUGAAUGCAUAAAUUUUAAUGGGAUAAUAAUCUUAAGAUCUCUUUUUUAAUAAUCUGUUUUAGACGAAAUUUUAGAUAUUCUGAGUAUCUUUGAACAUUUAUUAAUUCAAUGACACCAUCUCACAAAUGUAGUCCACCAAGAAGUUGAACCUCUGAGUGAGCUCGCCAAUAGAAGUUCAACGUUUCAUCAAAAUUUGAAGCAAGAGGCAUCCAAUUCACAGCUGAAUAGCAGAGAUUUUCGAUCUUCUGAGUUUGCUACUCUCAGGGGAACGCUUAGUCUCAACUGUAGAUCAUUUGGUUCAGCAGCCACAAAGUUUCCCCGGAGUCCAGCAUUUUCAAGGAUAACAUCCGAGGAUAUUUACCAUUUCAAAGAGAUUUUAGGUGAAAAAAAUGUCAUCCAGGAUGAGGAUAGAUUGUCUACUGCAAAUUCGGAUUGGAUGAAGAAGUACAGAGGUUCAAGUCAGCUUUUACUUGCUCCAGGGAGCACUGAGGAGGUACCCAUUUUCCUAUCCUAAAGUGAUUCUCUUGAAAUAUUGAUCGUAUCUUUAGUAGAGUCUGUGAUUUUUACUUAAAAGGUAGUCUUAUGACCGUGUUGGAACUUGUUAAACCUUCUAUGAAGGACGAAUUAUUCCUGGAUUUACACAUAUUUCACGUGUUAUUCCCAGUUUUUAUCCAGAUACUGCAUGCUUAAGAAUCAUGAAUGGAGCCAAAGUUUUUUUUCCUUUAAAGUUUGGAAAUUAUUGCAUGUAGUUAACUACGUUUAUUUUGAUUUCAUUUUUCUUACUUGUGAAUAUGUUUCAUUCUGUAGGUAUCUCAGAUUCUUCAUUAUUGUGACUCUAGAUAUCUAGCAGUUGUCCCACAAGGUGGUAACACUGGUCUUGUUGGGGGUAGUGUACCCGUUUAUGAUGAGGUAAAAUUAUUUCUUAGCGUUUUUUACGACUGAUAUUCUUGUAUGGUACAUAGUUUAAUAAUUUGCAACCAUUUUUCGUUGACACAAUGCUUCUUAUCAAACUUUACAUCUCUGCUGGAUGAGAAGGUUAUUGGCAUCCUUGGAGCUUGUUUAAAAUCAAUUUGUUUCUGUCCAAUUUCCAUUCCUGGAAGGAUAUGCAGAAUGAUUGUAUAGUUAUUUCAUGGAAUGCAUUUGGAUAAAUCUGAUCGUGUAUCUUAAACUAAAUAAUCUUUGCAGACAUCCUUGUUUUGUAUUUACGACAAAUGCUGGCAAGAAGCUUGUGUUAUAUUUACAUAAAUGGGCACAAUACGACGCAUUAGAUUUCUUAUUUUUAUCUAAAGAUGUCAUUGAACUGCCUUUCAAUGUUUAAUUUAAGAUCCUUCCUCCACAAAUGUUGUUGUCAAACUAUUUCAGGUUAUUGUCAACAUGAACCGUAUGGACAAAAUUGUUUCCUUUGACCAGGUAAAUUGUUUAUAUUUUUAACUCUGGACUACUUUUUUACCAUUUUCUUUCUAUUGUUAAGCAUGUUGACAUUACUGUAAGCUGAUAUAUGUCGUCAAUUGCGAAGAUCUGCUUGAUAGUGCUAACAAAAGCUGUCUGUACCUCUGAAUAGGUUUUCUUUAAAAGUAAACUCCCAAGAACAUUUUAUUGUGCUACCUGCAUUUUCUGUUACAUGGAGUUUAAAUCUUUCAUCUUGGCUUCUAAUAAAUCUACUUGAGAAAAUUACUUUUUUAUUGCUAUUCUCAGAUCAGUGGUAUACUGGUGUGUGAGGCCGGAUGCAUCUUGGAAAAUGUUGGUGCUUUCUUAGCAAACGAAGGGUAUGCAGUUCAGAGUAGUAUCUUUUAGUUUCCUUUGGCUUUCUACGAGUUAAACGUCAGCAGAGAAUAAUUCAGUCUUUCCAUAAAAAUGUUUGAUGUUCAGUUUUUCUGUUUAUAAGCAUCAUAAAAAUAUGGACGUUCAGGAGCAUAAUGGUUCUCCUUAGCCCGGUAGGAAACUGAAUUCUCUAGCGUCAUUUGGCAUCUAAUGGUCCUCUGGCAUGUUUUUCUCACAAGCACUUUUAUAGUACAAGUUCAGUACCAAUUGUGCUGACGCAUCCAUUUCCUUUCUCAGAAUGUUUUGAAUUUUAGGAUUGCAGUUGACUCUUAUUACCUUUCUAUAACUACCCAUGUCACCACACAUUUCUGUUAUUUGACUUCUGUGCAUGCUGUGAUGCCAACAGUGGACCAAACCUGUCAUCACGCACGAUUUGAUGCCACAUUAGAAAUACACAUAUAUGAGUGUUCAAUGAAUGACGCGAGAUGAUCACGAAUUAUUUUAUCCAACUUUGCAUAUCAAAUUCUCAGUUAACUGUAGUUAUCCAUAAAUCUCUGAUAGGAAAAUGUAUCAUAAAUAGCGAACUAAAUCUAAUGUCGCUGUAAAACACAACUGUUUUGCUUCAUGGGCUUUCCUCACCAGUAACAGUAGGGCAUGACUCUCUUCCUCAUGGGGAUCAUAAACUCUGUUGGGCCAUAAUCAUUCAUGAAAAUGGAUCAAGGAUGUAUUUGGAAGACCCUUCAUCACGAGUCAUGGAAAAUGUUGUGUUCAGAGCCAUAAUCUUAUGAUCUUCAAAUAUUGUGAUAUCAUGUUAUAUUCAUAAUCCAUCAGUAGCCAUAUUCACUUUAUUAUCAACAUAAUCAACAAGCAUUGUGAUGCAUCAUGGGGUUAAAAAUCACGGGAAAGUUAUAGAUCAUGUCAUUUAGAUUUUUUAAAAACAACUUACAAUGCAUGAAAAACAUUCUGGAUUGUUUUGGUGAUAACUCCAUCAGAAGUUGUUUCAGAAAUAAAGAACUUUAUACCCUCGAAUUUUCCUAAGCUCAUGAUGAGUUGCCUUAGUGGUAGGGUCUCAUUUUGAAUAUUUAAAUAUCUUGAGUUCUCAUGUAAAUAUUUGUUACAGAACUUUGAAAUAUUUUCAAAUUUUAUGUUGGGAAUAUGCUCUCCUUUCUCCAACGGAUCCAGAUCAUGAAAUGGAUAUUUAAUACGGUUCUAUUUAUUACGCAAUACGAUCCAGUGGUAAUAAUGUUUUUCAAUCACCAAACGGAUGUUUAUGAGUACUUGUUCAUGUCUUUUAGGAAAAUGUAUUUGGAUCGUCUAACUAUGUUUAUAUCUACUUUUCUUAAAGAUGUGGUUGUUUGCAGAUUUGUUCUUUAGAAAACUACUGCAUUUUAAAUUAUGAUAUGUCCAAUGGGAAAUCAGAUCUACCUAUGUGCUUAUUCAUCUGCAUUAUAUUUUUUCAAAUUGACACUUUCACCUUCAGAUUUAUAAUGCCCCUUGACCUGGGUGCAAAGGGAAGCUGUCAAAUUGGUGGCAAUGUUUCAACAAAUGCUGGUGGUCUGCGGUUUCUCCGGUAUGGAUCACUCCAUGGAAAUAUUUUGGGUAGGUGUAUAUGCCAUUAUCAACGUUUUUUGGUCUAUUAUUUCUGUUAAAUAUCAAUUCAAACGUUAAAAUUUCGGGAUUAAAAUGUGUGAAGUUUUGCUUUUGGUGUUAGCUUGUAUAUUAUCAUACUAACCUCAAAAUACACUGUCUUACACUGAUUACGUCAUAUGGCUUAAAAUUAAAUCUUCUAAGAGUUGGAAUAGAAUAAGCGGAUGUUGUCUUUGAAAGGUUGAAACUUUGAUUCUGACCUUCAUUUGCUACAAGAUGACUUCUCUAGUUAUCUAGAAACAGAAGGAAGCUGAAGUCAAAAUUACACUGAUAAUACCAUGAAAUUUUUGUAGUUUUGAGACGUCUGAUGGACUUUGUCCACUCUCCAAUAAAGCAGUCGUGGAAACUACAGUAUUCAAUAGCCUUUAUAAUCCUAGUAGCAUGCAGUCGUGGAUUAUAGUUUCUGUAAUACGUUCUGAUCAUCAUCUAUUGUUAGGCUGAAAGGGAUUUUUUAUGGAGUUGUAGUUAUAAUCUAUGUACCUAUGUGGGUCAGUGUUUGGGCUACUGUAAAGGUCAUAUUCAAAAUUUGAACACACCUGAACAUAAUAAUGCUUUAAUGGAAGGUGGAUCUGUGGGAAAUGGAAGAUAAUAUAUCAAUGACUUUAUUAGGGUUGAUGGAAGUAGUGAUACUAGUGGAUGAAACUAGUGAAAGACCUUUUAGAUGACAUAAACAAGUGUAAGACAGAUUGACGGAGGAUUUUAUGUGCACUAAAAUGAAAAGAAAAAGAAUUAGAAUAACUUAAAUGUGUAUAGCUACUAGAAAUAUGAUCAGAGCCUUAUGCAAAUUUCCUUAGAAUUGGGAGGAUUUACCUUAGUUGAUUAUUUUUGUGUAUGGAUCUUGGUUCAAUGAUGUCCUCGUUUGAAGCUAAUCACUUGGCUAACCACAUUUAAUAUUGAAUAUUGUGCCUUGUAGUUUAAAUUGUCUUUGUACUUGUCUUCUUCUCUUGGACAGAGUUCAUCACUCGCAUUUCUCAUAUGCAUACAUUUAUUUUUAUUUCAGGACUUGAAGUAGUCCUAGCAAAUGGCUCAGUCCUGGAUAUGCUUGGAACUUUACGCAAAGACAAUACUGGCUAUGACUUGAAACACUUGUUUAUUGGUACUCAUCCGGUAGUUUAAUUUAUGCUUGACAAAACAAUGAAAGCGCCUGAAUGUUCCCGUUAUUGUAGGAAGUGAAGGUACUUUGGGAAUUGUAACCAAGGUUUCUGUGCUCACUCCUCCCCAGUUGGCAUCAACGAAUCUUGCGCUUCUUGCGUGUAGAGAUUAUUUUAGUUGUCAAGUAUGUCACUUCCUGUAUUUUCCAAUAUAACUUCAUCUGAUGAUGCAAUCACAUGUUUACAUAUCAACCCUUGAUGAUGAGAACAUUAGGCUUUAGCCACAUGUUUUGUGGUAUUCAUACUCUGAGGAUUAUGGGCAUGCCAAUUAUUCAUUUUUAUUGAUCAUGAUGUGGUUGACCAAGUUAUGCCAGUAACAAUUAACACAUUGUGUCACUAUAUAUGUCUGGGUCUCUGGAUUUACGAGCAACUAUGCAUGGUUUGCCGACCUAAUUUGACUUGGACUGAUUUAUGGUCUGGCUUAGUUAAUCUGUUUUCUGCUAAAUUUUAAUGUUUCGUACUAAAAUUUCAAAGCCCUAGCAGAAGGAAACGUCUACCUGUAAAGAAGACCAUCUAGCUUUAGAACUCCUAAGAAUAUGAUGGCAUUAAAUGGGUAUAACCUUAACACUUUGAGAAAGCAUGGGAAUCUAGUCGUGGGAGGAAAAAUCCAUCUCUAAUAAAUAUGCGUUUAGGGAGUAUUGGAAGACCCGUGUGACUGUCAUGGGUACAGACUAAUAGUACAUAUUUUUUGAGUUUAUUGAGUCAGACACAGAGCUUGAGUUGGUGAAAGUCCUAGUUAUAAAAGUUCACUCACAAUAUAAUUUGACAAAGCUUGCAUAAAAAUAUAAAUAUUUUAUCUUUCAGAAUGCUAGGGUAUCGCUCUUUUCCUAAUUGAAAAUUUUGGAAAAUGUCUUGUUGAAACUUCACUGAAAUUUUAAUAUCGGAAUAUCAUCUUUUAACGAAUUAUUUAUGAAAGUGGACCUAUGUAGAGUUGAACAUUUAUUCGUUCACCUUUAUUAAGAAAGAAGUAAACGUAGAUAGCAGAUAACGCGACAACCAGAUUUAGCAUUAGUAAUGCUGGUCAGUUUUCUCUCUAGAGUAAUACAAUACUAUCAGGUUGUGUACGUGCAGAACACAGUUAAGUGCCCUCAUAAAAGAGUAUUUUUCGUGGAUACACUUCUGUAAUUGAAUUUCCACCGUACAAACUGUUAUUGGCUGUUGACCGUAUAUUGUGAACUAGACGGUUAUGCUUUUUUAUGCAUUUGUGCACCCUUUUGAUUGAACUGUCUUUUUGUUAGCGUUCUCAUGUCUAACUUUAUUUAUUUUCUCCUCGAAUCUAGAAAUUACUAUUUGAAGCAAGGAGAGCCCUGGGCGAGAUUAUUUCUGCAUUUGAAUUCAUGGAUUGCCAUUCCAUGGAGAUGGUAUAAGCUUUGGUGCAUCUCUUUUUAACGCACCUUUAUAUAAACAUCCCUCCCUGAAUCAAAGUUUACUGCUUUUUUUUCAGCCUUGAUAUUUCAGGUGAAAUAAAUAAUUCAGUUUAUCAAGUUUACCUGAUUUUCGUCCAAUAUAAAUGGCAAGUAGUUCAGGCUCAUGUAUCCACAGAGUUGCAGGUGGGGUAAUUACUGUAAACAUUUUUCUCAAUACUCCAAGUAGUACUCAGCUCAGUUGACCUUCUGAGCUUUCCUUCGCUGCCAUUCCAUCAAUUAUCCGUUUAGGCAGUUCCAUCAAUGCAGUGGAUAUUAUGAUGUCCACUGACUAUCAGAAGUAUGGAGUCAUCUGGAAAGGAUUCCUAUGCAUUACAUUCCAAGAUUUUGAUGAUGAACACCUGACAGUUGGAGCAGCAUGAGUAUCCACUCAAAAAUGGCAAAUUCUCUCCAGUCCAGGAGGGGAAAGAUGGAGAUUGAUGACUCUAAUAGAGGAUAUACUAGUUUGGCGAUUAUAGAAUGCAAUAGUGUCAUAGAUUUUCAAUAGUUUUAUUUGGUUCGAUUACUUUUUUUUCACUUUAUUUAGGAGUUACUUUCAAAGGAGUCAGGCUAUCCAAAAAUCCUGACUUGAUUUUUCUGACUUUGGGUUCCAAAAUCAAGCUCAAGAGUAAAUAUAAGCCACUACUUGUAGACAAGCCAGGCUGGGCCCGAAAUGAGAUUUAGCUGAAACCCACUGUUUUGCCGCCACCACUUCGUAGUUUCCCUUUCUCCCUCAUCUGGCAUUCACCCUCUUCCUUAGUAGUGCCGCCCCCAUUCCUCACACUCCCCCCUCCCCCCCCAACCACCUGCAACCCUCUUUUCCUCUCCACCCUUGGCAGUAGCCACAUUCCACCUCCAAUUGAGAAACUUUUUCUUUCUUGUUCUGCAUAUCAAUUAAACGUUUCAAGAGUUGAGAUGUAAAGCCUGAUGUAAUUUUUUCUUUAUUUUUCUUGUCGAAUAGUAGUUUUAAGCCUUUCUUAUGUGAUACAUAAUUAUUUAUACUGGGAUUGGAAACGCAAUGCUGUGAACCAACUGUCACAGGGUUUCACUGAUUUUAAUUUCUUCCAUUUUUCUGUUACGUUGUUCAAGUUUUUCAUGAGAAAUUUCUCUUUUAACCAUCAGAAUGGUCGAAUGAUAGCCGCAGGCUAAACAGAGACACUGUAAAUGUUAUUUAUAUGAGAACUCGACACAAUGAACUUUUUUGAAGUAUAGGUUUUAUUUCCCUAGUUGCCGCAAUGAAUUAUGAGCGGUUGAGAUAAGAAUCUUCCUCUUCCCUUUUAAGCCAUGAACGCGGAAAAACACGAGUCCUUAUUCCGUGUGCAAUGUGUCGUGGGGAAGCAAAGGGAGAAACGAUCCUUUAAUAUUUCUUAAUUUAGCGUGAACGCUGAACAGUUUACAUACAUACACCUUCAGUUAGGUACAAUUGUGCAUCAAAGCGAAGUCAUGUCAGUAAGUCUCAAGUCCCAUCUAUAUGAAAGAUGCACUUACUCAUGUAGUACAACUCCUACCUCUUUCCUUUCUUCUUGAUCAUGGCUCCAUUAAGCUGUAAGCAUUGACGAGACACGUUAUGAAUCAUUUUUAAACUGACAUAAUCAAAUUAUUCGCAGUUAAAUUUUCUUAUGAUUAGUUUGGAUGUUUCAGGUUUUGAAGUACUUGGAGGGUGUCCGCAAUCCAUUCUCAUCAUCAAUGUACGAUUUUUAUGUUCUCAUUGAAACAACAGGUAGUGACGAAGCUUCUGACAAGUAAGUUCUGUUCACUACUUAUUUAUGGAUUUGGACCUUACGCUUCAGAUAUUUGUCUGUAGACCUGUUAUUCCUUAAAAUGUGUGACGACAUCUGUGAUGAGAUUUUAUCUUUCUAUGCUAAAUAAUUGUUUUAGAAACCUUGUGAAAGCGGUCUGUUUUCAUAAACAGACUUUCUGAACCUACGUCUACUUUUCCUUACUCUAAUAUCUAAGACUGAUCGGCUUAUCAGCCAAGUCUUUCCCGUUGUUCUUGAUUGGUCCACCAGUGUUUCACUUGUUUAUUUUGAUCUGUUAUUGUGGUUAUCAUAUGUUUUUCGAUCAUCUCAGACUGUCCUGAGGCAGAGUUUUCUUACAAACCGCUCUGCAUUUACCUCAUUAGAUAAACUGUGUUGGUGUCCUGACCCAUUAUUUUGUAUGAGUUCAUAUGACCCUCGCGCAAUCCAUAUGACUGCUGAAUAACUGCUGGACUUGAGCUUUGUGCCAUGGUGUUCUAAUCCAAAAGAAUACGUUCAAAUAAUCAUUAUAAAAAAUAUCUUCUCUUGACAGUUAAAAGAGUGUAUGAUGUUCGGAUUUUAUUUUAUUUUAUUUUGUUUUAUUUUUGGUAAUCUUUAGGUCUAAAUUGGAGGCUUUCCUUGGCCGUUCGAUGGAAAAUGGUAUCAUUGACGAUGGUGUGAUUGCUCAAGACAUGAGCCAGACAAUGUCUUUUUGGCGCAUGCGUGAGGUCUGAUAUUUCACUGUUUUUAUUGGCAUACGGUAUUUGCCUAGUUCCAAGGGUUCUGGCAUCAGCUACUCAACGAUCAGUGUCUUCUCCUGUUUAGUCCCAAAGUAAAAGAAUCUGGACUGGUCUCUUCUCCCAUUUUAUUUUCCAGAAAAAAAGUGGGAUGUAGAACAAACUGAGCAAAGAUGUCAUCUCAGUUUAUAUCUUCAAAACCCAGUUCUUCUUAAAAUAUCAAUCCUGAAAUUCUUACUUGCAGGGAAUAACAGAAGCAUUAGUCAAAGCCGGAGCUGUCUACAAGUAUGACUUAUCAAUCCCUGUCGACAAGCUCUAUGAUAUCGUUGAAGAAAUGAGAUCCCGCCUUGGUACCUUAUUUUCUUCCUCUCUUUUCUAUAUUUAAUAUAUACACAAUGAAUUUUUGUCCAAGUCCUCUAGAGAAAAAAAUAAAAGAAGCAGGACAAGGUGGUAGGAUUUCUUCGUUGGAGUUCUAACUUCUCUGACUGUUCAUCAGGCCACUCUGCAAAGGUAUUGGGGUAUGGCCACCUUGGUGACAGUAACUUGCACCUAAAUAUCUCUACAGCUACAUAUGAUGAAGACGUAGGUGCUCCGGAUCAAAUCAUUUCUGUUUUUCUGUUUUGGGUAGCAUAACAUCGUGGAAUAAAUUUUACAAUUCAACAGAUCUUUGCCAAGAUUGAACCUUUUGUGUACGAAUGGACUGCUAAGAACAAAGGAAGCAUCAGCGCAGAGCACGGCCUUGGACUGAUGAAAGCGGAUAAAAUUUACUACAGCAAGACUCCAGAAGCUGUGAGUGGAUCUGAUGCCCCCCUUCAUCGUAAUGUGCCAACCUUGUUCAGUGGGAUAGAGGGCUUCUGUUUCUUACCAAUAUUUAUUCAGAAGAAAUCCCCUCAAAUAUUGACUGGUUGUUUGAGUCCAGAAAAAUUAAAUGAUCCAUUCUUGAAUGGCACUGAUAGUAGUAUGCUUUUUCUAUCUACAGAAAAAAAAAAAAAAAAACGCUUUGAGUCAUAUCAUAAUGCAGGAAUUCUUCUGAUUGAUAUUCUCAUGUUUGUCUCUAAGUCUGUGCUAAAUAUUUUUUUCUUUAGGAGGAAAUCUUUCUUUCUCACCUACGUUUCUAUGGAAAUUCAUUGACAAUUAACAUGCUGGCCGGUUUCAGCAGCGUCCUGUUUUAUGCUUAUUUUCCUGUUUUCGCCCAUGUGGCAACAGGUGAAUUUAAUGGCCUCUAUCAAGAGAUUACUGGAUCCGAAGGGAAUAUUAAACCCGUACAAGGUCCUGCCGCCCUCGCUGAUUCUCCCAAAUUGA